Molecule: messenger RNA, 745 nt
Organism: Exophiala mesophila
Lineage: Eukaryota; Fungi; Ascomycota; Eurotiomycetes; Chaetothyriales; Herpotrichiellaceae
Exons: 2
Coding region: 62-658 (198 amino acids)
Molecular function (GO): acyltransferase activity, transferring groups other than amino-acyl groups
Source: RefSeq, a predicted model, not a curated record
GAGUCCAGCUACCCACCGGUAUUGUGUCAGAGAUGAAAUCAAUACUGCAACAGCGCCUAUUAUGAUUAUGACUGAGAUUAGUCAUAUCAACGCGGGAAACGUGGAAAUCUCGACCUCAAGGCUUCUCCUUCGAGGAGCCAAAGCUGGGGACGGCGACGGUCUCCAUGAAGCGUUUGGAGACCCCGAAGUCAUGAAAUACUGGAGCACGCUGCCACACGAAACAAUCGACCAAAGCGAAGAAUGGAUUCAGAACAUGUCAAAAUGCGAGACUAACGGAGUCACCGAUUUUGUUAUCUGCCUCAAGCCAGACCUCAACCCAAUAGGCAAGGUCGGCGUGUGGCACAAGCACGAAAUCGGCUUCCUCCUUGCCCAGACACAGUGGCGAAAGGGGCUAGCCUUCGAGGCUCUGAAUGCGAUAAUUCCCUACUUGUUCAACGAGAAGCGCCUAAAGGAGAUCACUGCCGAUGCAGAUCCCAGGAACUCAGCCUGCAUCGGGUUAUUACUGAAGCUGGGUUUCGUGGUUGCUGGGUUUUGCGAAAAGACGUUUCAGGUUGGGGACGAGUGGGUGGACAGUACUUAUUUAAAGUUGACAAAGGAGAAGUGGGAAGGAAAAGAGUCAAAAGCAGACCCAGAAGACUUGGUAGAGAGGAAUGAUUAGCCUUCUAAGGUGGCGGGGGCUCAUGUGUACUCCGUAUGUACACCGUAGGACUUUCAGAUGAACAACAUCAUGUCCGUUGUCUUUGAC